This is a messenger RNA of Suillus paluster, 951 nucleotides long. RefSeq names its product TFIIH subunit Tfb4/p34. Bases 1 to 951 code for a protein of 316 amino acids. The transcript is spliced from 7 exons. Gene Ontology annotation, cellular component: transcription factor TFIIH holo complex; transcription factor TFIIH core complex. Gene Ontology annotation, biological process: nucleotide-excision repair; regulation of DNA-templated transcription. NCBI's taxonomy places the organism in Eukaryota, Fungi, Basidiomycota, Agaricomycetes, Boletales, Suillaceae. The record is from RefSeq and is a predicted model, not a curated record.
AUGGAAAAAGCGUCACAUCUAUCCGUAAUAGUGGAUCUAUCGCCAACGCAAUGGCACCUCUCUGCACAAGCAUCAAACCAGUAUCCACUUUCCAUCGAGACGUUCCUCUCUCAGCUCCUCGCAUUCCUGAACGCGCACAUCGCAUCCAAGCAUGAGAACUCACUUGUGGUAUUUGGCGCUCUUCCCGGGAAGAGUGUGAUGCUUUAUUCAUCGACGGAGCUGCUCACGGAUGACGUGCCCUCUUUGGAUGCCAACUCGUAUCUGCCGUUCAAGCUUGUGGAUUCGACAGUCGUGCAGCGGAUCAUGAACGAGUUCGAUGCUAUUGGAAAGCUUGAGGAGGAACCUCCAUGUGCAUUGGUAGGCGCUGUGACGAAGGCCCUUUGUUACAUCAAUCGCAUCAUUCAUCCCUCAUCAGCGACGACCGGUGUCGCAGAGGACCCGUCGAUCGUCCACGACCCUCGCAUUUUGAUCCUAUCGGUCUCCCCUGAUCUGUCUUCUUCAUACAUCCCGAUUAUGAACGCUAUCUUCUCCGCACAAAAACUGGCAUGUCACUCCCUUCAGCAGUAUAUUAAGGUGACAAUCGAUGUGUGCAAGGUAUAUGGGCCCGACACAGUAUUUUUGCAGCAAGCAGCCCACCUGACGAACGGGUCCUACAUUUACCUCGAACGCAGAGAUGCGCUCUUGCAAUACCUGCUUAUGUCCUUCCUAUCGCCACCAUCCAUCCGCAAGAUUCUAGCUGUACCAAAGCAAGACAAGAUUGACUUCCGCGCUGCAUGCUUCUGCCACAAGAACAUUGUAGAUAUCGGUUUUGUCUGUUCCGUUUGUUUAUCUAGUGCGCAUUUUCAUUAUUGCUCAGUUGCCUGUGAUUUUGCAGUUUUCUGCCAACCACUCCCGGUGUGCUCAACAUGCCGGUUAGUUAUCCUCGUUCGCCGGCUGCCUACUUUGACCUAA